Molecule: messenger RNA, 442 nt
Organism: Drosophila gunungcola (fruit fly)
Lineage: Eukaryota; Metazoa; Arthropoda; Insecta; Diptera; Drosophilidae
Product: ATP synthase subunit b, mitochondrial
Exons: 2
Coding region: 103-363 (86 amino acids)
Source: RefSeq, a predicted model, not a curated record
CCUUAGGUAUCAUUUGUAUACCCAUAAUUCUACUAUUGACACAUUACUUACUAGCAAUUUCAAAGCAGCUUACUAAAAAAAUUCGUUUAAAAUUUUUGGAAAAUGUUCACGAGAUCAGCCCUGCGUCCUUUGACCAUUGCCACUUUCCGUUCGAUUUCCACUCAUUCCGCCAGAGGAGGUAUCAAACUUCAAGGGUAUGGACAUCAUGGCAAGGCUCCUCUGAGCCUCCUGUCCGAGGAGUGGGUCAGAGGACCCCUUGGCGUCGGCAUGUUGACCUAUUUGUGCUCCGAGGACUUCUGCGCCAUGAGGUUCGAGCACAGCGGCAAAGAGGAUAAAGCCAAUGGAAGCAAGAAGUCCAACUAAUCAAUUACAUUUUUGUGUAUUUUACUUAAUGGGGAAACAGAAAUGAUACUUUGUUUAAUAAAAUUUCAAAAUGUCGCUG